UUCAGGAGAAAUUACGACAGGCUGAACUUAAUAAUGGACUUAUAUUCAGUCAAAAUUAUUUCCCUGUUGAAUAGAUUGACCUGGAAAUAAUUUUUUUAAUUCUAGUUAUUCUAUUACCAGUAAUCUCUGAUAAAAACUGAAACCGUAGAAUAUUAUCCACCUGAAGACUUCCCGGGGCAUGACCCGAGCUUCUGUUAAGAGGAAACGCGACGAGGUCACGUCACUGUUAACCGGCUCAGCAACUGUGACACAGACAAGAACACACAACAGUGCCAGCGGGAGGAGGAAGAUGGCAGCGGCAUCGGUAGCUGCAUUGAUAUCUUUCCUGUUAGUGGCAGCGCUGAACCUGAGCGCUCUUGGCGAGUUGCCGGAUGAUGGAGAUUCAUCAAAUCUUGACAUAGAUGACGCCACACGCAGGAUUCAACCUCAAGUCGACGAGUAUGCCAACAAUAUCGUCGGAGAUCCGACUAACCCGAACCAAAAAUUUGAUGAAAAUCAAGAAAGGCUCAAAUUCUCAGCCCCUAGCCCUAAGAAACGUGUCCCAAACAACCAGGAAGCAAAAACCAAGAAGAAACGUGAAACUGAACUGCUAAAAAAUCGCGAAAGAAAACCAGAAAUAUCAGAAGAAAAAGAGACCUGGAGCGACGACGGACGAGUUCAUUGCUACGAAGAAAGCCCCGACUCCAUCAGAUGUCAUUCCCACGACGACAUGUUGGAAGACGCGCCCAGACACGCGAGACCUGAGAACUACAACAAACUAGAUGAUGGAGUUGCUGAUGCCGUCAAGAAAUCUAAAGGAAACACAAAAACAAACAAAAAAUCCCAUAAGAAAAACGAAGUUAAAAGCCGUAACGUGCCCCCAAUGCCUGAAGCUAAACAUGGGUUCGGAUCUACCGACCGAACUGUGGUGGAAGUGGAUUACUUUAAUGGGAGUUUGGGAAUAAAAGACCCGAGAACUGGUCAAAGAAGAAAAAUUGAACAACUGCGAGGCAAUGAAGAUAUAGACACGGACUCAUUGAUGACGACAAACAAAAAGAAGAAUGAGAAGCCCUUUAAAAUUCCUCAACACAAAACUCUGCAGGAGCUGCUAGACAAUUUAAAAGACCAAGGAUAUCCUGAACCUGAACUUGACUUGGACAGAACAGAAACUUACGAUAUUUGGGAUAAGGAUGAACUAUGUGCUGGGCAGGUAACGCGGUUCGGGCGGGCGCUGCCGCCGGCGCUGCUGUUGUCGUACCCGCGGUCAGGGUCGUCGUGGCUGCGCUACCUCCUGGAGGCCGCGACGGGGGUCUUCACGGGGGCCACGUCCAACAGCUCCUUGCUGAGCAGUCUUGGUUUUCUCGGCGAGCAGGAGCCCCCUCACUCCCACUCAACGCUGCUCACUUCAUCCCACUCAGUCUCCCCGCUGGCUGGGGAGCGCUCCAGCAGCUGGGAGCCGGACCUCCGCAUUCCCACGGUGCUUCUGGUCCGCAAUCCCGCCGACGCGCUGAUAUCACACUGGCAGUUCAAGAACUCGUCGGGCAUCAACCGCUUCGCUCACAGCCUCCCGCACGCUUCUUUUGAUACUCAAGAAUUUCACGACUUUGUUGCGUCUGAACUGCCACGAUGGGAGCAAACGUACUGGAGUCGCCUGCAGUGGAGCACCCGCCUGUACGCACUGCACUACGAGGACCUCCAGCAGCGCCCCUUGCAGCAAUAUCAUACAUAG
This is a messenger RNA of Hyalella azteca, 1708 nucleotides long. RefSeq lists its product as uncharacterized. NCBI's taxonomy places the organism in Eukaryota, Metazoa, Arthropoda, Malacostraca, Amphipoda, Hyalellidae. Gene Ontology annotation, molecular function: sulfotransferase activity. The coding region runs from base 179 to 1708 and encodes 509 amino acids. The transcript is spliced from 10 exons. The record is from RefSeq and is a predicted model, not a curated record.